AAAAUAUUUAAGCGGCUGUCACUGUCACAUCAAUAAAAUGUUUAUACGUUAACAACAAUUCCGCGGAAUUAUACGUAAUCUUUUAGUUUCAGUUAUUAUUUUUUGAAUGUGCGACGAAAGUUCUACUUAUAAAAGAUGUUUCGUUUAUCUCCGUUAAUUUUUUGCAUCGUUUCACUGCUUGUUUUCCGUCCAAUAUGGGGAGAAACGGAACGAAACGUAACAGAACCGAUUAAAAUUCCUAUUUUGGAACCAAUUGAUAUUAAAAAUGUUACCAAGGACGCGAUUAAAAACGAAUCGAAAGAGGUGAUUAUAAAACCACUGAAAAGUAUUUUGGUAUCGGAUAAUGGAACAGUGAGAGAAGAAAAUAGGACCAAACCUGAAAUUAAUAAUAAACCUAGUAUUACGAAACCUGUUAUAGAAUUAGAAAAUACUCAAACUCAUCUUGACAAUAAUAAAACAACAAAAAGUAUUGAAACAAAUUCUACAUCUGCAAGUUCUAUGCAUGUUACUGUAGGUAGAAAAGGUGUUUUGAAUGAAAGUACAAUAAAACCAAGUAAUAUUACAUCUUUGCCAGUAAACAUUACAACUGAAAAACCUAGUUCAACCACAGUUCCUACAAAACCUAAAAAACCUACAGUAACAAUUAGAGGAGAUGAUGAAGGCCAAAUAGAACAAAAAUCAAAGAAUGGAUCUUCAGAUAAAUUCCCAAGCAUUGAAUACUUCCAAAGGCACAAAGAACAAAUUAACAAAGCCGAUUUUGUUAUUCCAAUUGUUGCAGUGAUAUUAUCAGUGCCUGUUGUUGCUAUUGUUAUUAACAUUUUAUAUAAAAGAGGAAAAGAAUGGUGGUCACACAGACAUUAUCGCAGAAUGGAUUUUCUUAUUGAUGGAAUGUACAAUAAUUAAUGUGCAUUUAUAAAGCCAAAUAGAUUUGAUAUAUUUUUUUAGAUAAAAAGCUGUUAAUUGUUAUACAUGUAAUUUUUAAUUAAUAUAUUGAUAUGAGAAGUUUUAAAGGUUGUGAGUUGAAGAAGGUGCAAUUUUUUGGGCAAUGAGUUUCUUGUGAUAUAUGUUUAUAUUUUCUUAUGAUAUGUAUUACUAUUUAGACAAUAAAUUUUUACUAACACAUAAA
Onthophagus taurus is the source of this 1126-nucleotide messenger RNA. RefSeq lists its product as uncharacterized. Lineage: Eukaryota; Metazoa; Arthropoda; Insecta; Coleoptera; Scarabaeidae. The record is from RefSeq and is a predicted model, not a curated record.